AUGCGCAGAGUUCCCCGUCUCAGCCAGCCGCUUCUGGCAGCCGCCCCGUCGCGGUGCACCUGCGCCUCCGCGACUCUCCCCAUAGCCGCCCGCCGGGCCCUCUCGACAACAACGACUCUCAGCAGCCGAGAAGGCGUACGCAACGCGCUCUGGAGCGGCGAGGCUCCCGGUCCGAAAAAUGUCGACGACCCCGCGGCGAUGCAGGAACUGAAGGAGGAGAAGAGACGACUCGACCAGGAGGAGGCGCAGGCCGAGAUCGCCGUCUGGGAAGCGAAGAGGCCAAAAGUUAAGGGCAGGAAGAAUAGGAAAGCCAAGGACGAGGACAGCGCCAUUACUGCCCCGACAGCGGAGUCGUUGGAAACGGAGGGGUAUGUCCCCGCAAAGACGAUUGACGAACUCGAGGAGAUUGGAGGCCUGGAUGGAUGGUGGGAGCAGCGCUGGUCCGCCGCGGAGCAGUACGUCGGCUUCUCGUCGCGGAGCAUCGCGAACAAGAUCGAGGAUGGGGCCGUCUGCGAGGCGCUGGUGAGGCAAGCCCUCGUCGAGACGCUCGUGCUGUCGCAGCUGGACAAGGAGGCGUUGAAGCGCAAGUGGGUUCCGGGCGACCGCGAGGACUUUAACAGGGCGACUGCGAUCAGUCUCGAGGCCAUUGGCGCCGAGGGCGCCGUUCCCGAGGCACAGAAGGAAGCUGCGGAGACGAUUGUGCAGAUGCUGCAGGGUAUCGGGCGCGCAGAGACGACUACGCAGGUGGAUCAGGAUUCCGGGCACGAGGCAACGCGCAUCCCCAUUUCUGCGGACGAGGCGCAGGUGCUGGUUCAGUCUUGGGACCCCAAGUGGAAGGCCAUAUCCCUCCAGGAUCCUCUCCUGAAGUUUGCCCUACACAAGCGCGUCUUCCAGCUUACGGGCCAUUACAUCCACGACGCCAAGCUCGCGCAGAUGAAGACGGUCGGCCAUCUUAUCGCGGCCGUCGUCAAGCCGCCCAAGCCUGCCAAGGUCAUCGAGGCGAUCUACGCCCAGGGCAGCCUACCGGAGCUUCCCAACGUCAAGCUGUCUCACCGCCGCAUCACCCCGAUUGACAAGGAGAAGGCGGUGGGCAGGUGGAAGGUCAUCCAGGAGGAGCUCGAGAAGAGAGGUCUGCCCGUCACUGGACAUGAGCACCUUCCGCGACCAGUGCAGAGGGACUGGAUCCAGGGCAAGAACUAA
This is a messenger RNA of Colletotrichum karsti, 1200 nucleotides long. RefSeq lists its product as uncharacterized. Gene Ontology annotation, cellular component: mitochondrion. The record is from RefSeq and is a predicted model, not a curated record. Lineage: Eukaryota; Fungi; Ascomycota; Sordariomycetes; Glomerellales; Glomerellaceae. The transcript is spliced from 2 exons. Bases 1 to 1200 code for a protein of 399 amino acids.